AUGGCCAACGGGAUCAUUUCACUCCUCAACUGGGGGAACAUAAAAUCCCUCCUCCUCUUCUUCGGACCUAUCCUCCUACUUCGCAUCAUCAACUACUACCGCGCUUUCCGAGUCCAACUCGCUCAUCGCCCUCCUCCUCGACCUAUACUAACUGAAGCAAACCGAGCACUGAAUCUAUUAUUCGGAGUGAUCGUUGUAUUCUUGAUACUAAGCGUACCGUCGAAUCCCUACGCGCCACCCCCGAACAUAUUCACACAGACCGGAUCUCGAAUCAAUACACCUACAGAUAUCAUCUUUGCUCGUUUAGCGCGACACAGACCUGAUAAUGAGUUGACGGACUAUGAUAAACUGCUAAGAGGGAAUCUGACAUCGAUCGCACAAAAGAAGAUUUACUUGCGUUUCGGUCCCGAGGCGCUUUUAUCGUGCCAGUUCUGCAAUCCGGAGGACCCGUUUUCGUAUCUUUUAUUUUACCUACCGCUCAACACGCUGGUCCCUCAUCUGAUUCAUUUGCUUACCCUCGGGGUCGUGACAUCAGCCCCCUUCGCGGGCACGGAGGCGGCCCGAUGGCGGUCGUGGUUUACAUUUGCUGCAUUGGGUUUGGCUGGUCUUGAUUGCUAUAUCAUGAGUUCAUACGAUCCCAUCGCGGCUGCAAGCCCGGCCGUUCGCGCCGGCCAGGUGCCGCCGUUGAGUCUCUUUACCACCAUGAAUAUGAUCCGAUUCUUAUCCUUGACCGUAUUUGACGUCGUCUGUGCCGCAUUGAUCUAUAUCUCUGCUACCCAUCGCUUCUUUUAUAGUCCGCCCUCGCCCAACGAGCAGAUCAAUCAUGUUAUUGCCGCUGCUACAGCGGCGUUGAACAGUGCCAAUUCUAAAUUACACAGUUUGAGUGUGACUCGGAAUGCGGUGGUGCGGGAUCCGUCGCUCAAGGCUCGUGAUGACUGGUAUUGGAGGGCGGCGGUGGCCAUGGAAGGUUCGAGCGAUGCGAACAGCUCUGGAGAUGGUAGUAUUUGGGAGGAGGAAGAGGUGGUUCGGGCAAUGUCGCGAGUGAUGAAUGGCCGGGGCCGUAGUCGAGGUUUGGAUAUGGCUCAGCUGGGUAUCAAUGCUGGUGAAUUUGUUGACAAGAUCACUGCUGGGUUAGAAAGUGGUGCUUCACUUUGA
Messenger RNA from Talaromyces stipitatus ATCC 10500, 1155 nucleotides. RefSeq lists its product as uncharacterized. The record is from RefSeq and is a predicted model, not a curated record. The transcript has 2 exons. The coding region runs from base 1 to 1155 and encodes 384 amino acids. NCBI's taxonomy places the organism in Eukaryota, Fungi, Ascomycota, Eurotiomycetes, Eurotiales, Trichocomaceae.